Dermacentor albipictus is the source of this 1110-nucleotide messenger RNA. The record is from RefSeq and is a predicted model, not a curated record. NCBI's taxonomy places the organism in Eukaryota, Metazoa, Arthropoda, Arachnida, Ixodida, Ixodidae.
CUUCGUGCUUGUCCUCCCUCGCUACUCGCCGCAUAUCGGGCCAGGGGAAAGACGUUGCGCGCUUCACCUGACGAAUACCAACCAAGAAUGUGCAGUUCUUCGUCUUUGGUGGUUCGAGGCACAACACGCUUCCCGACUUUGUUGUGUCCCUCUGCUGGGUAUAAGAAAUAAGAAAGCCGACGCUACACAACGAGUGGAGGGCAACAUUGACUCCGCGGAAGCUGUAAGCAGCAAAGGGGACGACAUGGCUGCUCGUGUGGCGAGGCUGGACAGCGUCUGCAAGAAAUACGCCGAAAGUUUCGAAGACGACACCCACGACAACAGGACAAACUCAGAUCACUCGAAUUGCACCGUUGCAGUCUGUUGUCUUCACCUGAUGACGAAGCACAAUUUUUCGUUUUGUACCGUGCCGAAAGCAGCAUCCACGAGCCUCAGAACGCUAUACUUGCAAGUGGAGUAUGGAAAGAAUCCCGUGGACAAUCCCGAAGCCACCUUCGUCGACUUCGAGCACAGGACGCGCGCAGUGUUUCCAAGCGCAUAUUGGCGAGAUCGGCUCGGGUCUUCGUACACGAAGCUGGUCAUCGUGCGGCACCCGUUCGAAAGGCUCGUCUCCGCCUAUGUUCACCGAGUGCGCACGACUAUGCCGUCCACAGAAGGAGCGACAAGAAUGUACCGGCGAGGUUUCGUAGGCCACGGUCCUAACGGCACAUUCACCUUCAGAGAAUUCGUGGAGAACAUACUGCAGGAUCCAGUAAGUGACUGGGACGUGCACUGGGCACCAUACACGACUCGGUGCAGGCCGUGUAGUGUGCGGUACAACAUGAUUGUCAAAGUAGAGACCCUGGACAAAGACAUGGAGCAUGUGUUACCACAUAUCGGAUUGACAGGAUGGAAAUUUCCCAUCAGGAACGUGCACAGCCCAACACAAGAACGUGCGGCUCAGGAGUCUUUCAGGCGUCACUUUUCUGAGCUAUCGAGGCAGCAGGUGCUGCAGCUGUACGCCAUAUAUGUGUAUGACUUCGAACUUUUUGGCUAUAGACUGCAGGGUUACUCCAGCCCCGUCAUGUAAAUGAGGUUGCCCCGAGUAAUGCAAUAAAACCUUGGAAAGGA